AUGCUUGAAUCAUCUAAACAACGUGCAACAAGAAGCGACAAGAUGGAUUACCUACACGACAGAUCAUUAGUAGAAUCUUACCAUACAACUGAUCUUGGUACGAUCUUGUCUCACGAUGUCCAGCCAAGUCCAUUUUUAAGUACGCCUUCCUUUGGACAGACAUCUAGACUGCUUGUAGCUUCUUCCGCUCCUGGGCGUGCACGCAAUGUGGCACUCGGUCAAGCUGCUACUACACAACAGGGCCUGGCUCGAUCGACUCUCCCCUCACCGGUGCAGCCCAUUUCAACCCGACGGGUCUCAGCUUCUAAAAUUGUUUGUUCUACUCUGUUGUACCCAGGGGUAAGAAAAAGAAUGGUCGGCUUAGCAUGUUUGUUAGCAGCCGAAAUCCAAGCAAGGUCAUCGAUAUUCGACUUCUUAUUAUUCCAGUUCACGAUUGACCUUCUACUUCUGAAGAAAGGGCAGCUAAGAGGUCAAAAUUGA
Mucor mucedo is the source of this 480-nucleotide messenger RNA. RefSeq lists its product as uncharacterized. Lineage: Eukaryota; Fungi; Mucoromycota; Mucoromycetes; Mucorales; Mucoraceae. The transcript has a single exon. The record is from RefSeq and is a predicted model, not a curated record. Bases 1 to 480 code for a protein of 159 amino acids.